GCUGUCUCUGAUUGGUCCACAGACGGUGGGUAAGAGCAGUAAGAUGCUGCAGCACAUUGACUUCAGGAUGAGAUGCAUCCUGCAGGAUGGACGGAUCUUCAUCGGCACCUUCAAGGCCUUCGACAAACACAUGAACCUGAUCCUGUGUGACUGCGACGAGUUCAGGAAGAUCAAGCCGAAGAACUCGAAGCAGCCUGAGCGAGAGGAGAAGAGGGUUCUGGGUCUGGUUCUGCUGAGGGGGGAGAACCUGGUCUCAAUGACGGUGGAGGGCCCGCCCCCUAAAGAUACGGGUAUAGCCCGUGUGCCGCUGGCGGGCGUGGCCGGGGGUCCAGGAGUUGGUCGUGCAGCAGGUCGCGGCGUCCCAGCAGGAGCUCCCAUGCCUCAGGCUCCAGCUGGGCUCGCUGGCCCCGUCAGAGGGGUGGGCGGGCCCUCGCAGCAGGUGAUGACUCCGCAGGGCAGAGGAACGGUUGCCGCGGCGGCAGCAGGUGCGAGCAUCGCUGGAGCUCCUACACAGUAUCCACCUGGACGAGGAGCCCCGCCCCCAAUGGGCCGAGGAGCCCCACCUCCAGGUAUGAUGGGCCCGCCCCCUGGCAUGCGGCCCCCCAUGGGUCCUCCAAUGGGGAUGCCUCCUGGUCGAGGCGCUCCGAUGGGCAUGCCCCCCCCAGGCAUGAGGCCGCCACCCCCCGGGAUGAGAGGACCGCCCCCUCCCGGGAUGAGACCACCCCCCCGACCCUGAAGAAGCUCCGCCCCCUCACUCACUUGUUGUAUAGACUUUUUUUUUUAAUGUCCUGUUUUGUGUUUUUUAAUAAAGUUUCAUCAGGAUGUUUCAUUUCA
Dicentrarchus labrax (European seabass) is the source of this 834-nucleotide messenger RNA. It is a transcript of the gene snrpb, whose product is annotated as small nuclear ribonucleoprotein polypeptides B and B1. The record is from RefSeq and is a predicted model, not a curated record. The coding region runs from base 44 to 736 and encodes 230 amino acids. Gene Ontology annotation, cellular component: cytoplasm; U5 snRNP; U4 snRNP. Lineage: Eukaryota; Metazoa; Chordata; Actinopteri; Moronidae. The transcript is spliced from 6 exons. Gene Ontology annotation, molecular function: RNA binding. Gene Ontology annotation, biological process: mRNA splicing, via spliceosome.